Molecule: messenger RNA, 2076 nt
Organism: Gloeophyllum trabeum ATCC 11539
Lineage: Eukaryota; Fungi; Basidiomycota; Agaricomycetes; Gloeophyllales; Gloeophyllaceae
Exons: 15
Coding region: 1-2076 (691 amino acids)
Cellular component (GO): cytoplasm
Molecular function (GO): ATP binding; ATP-dependent chromatin remodeler activity
Source: RefSeq, a predicted model, not a curated record
AUGCCUUCGACGACUAUGCAGCAGAAACCGAGAAAGUCCUUCCGGUUCCUCGAUGGAGUGGACAUGAGACCACCCUGGCUCCAGGACGUCAAGCAGGAACCUGCAGAUACCGUACCUCCGAAACCCAGGAAAUCUUUCCGGGUCAUAGAUGGAGAAGACAUGAAGCCACCUUGGAUUGCGAACAAGCCCAUUGUGUCCGUCGUGGAAUCUCCACCGGUGCGUCAUGGAAAACCGAAGAUACCCAAGCUUAAGGUCGUUCCUAUCGAGAAGCCUCCUGUAUCAGAUAACAAUACCGCGGACAGGGAGAGUACCCUCGCAGAUAACCUGUCGAUACUUGCCGACGACCCGAAAGCACUCCUCCCGGACGUGAUCACGCACCACGAUGAGUAUAAAGUAUUGAAAGAACUGGAGACAGUGCCUGGUUUUGCGCCGCACGUCAAGCUUCUCCCACAUCAAACCAUUGCAAGGCAAUGGAUGGCCCAUCGAGAGAGAGAGAACAGACGAGGUGGCAUAGUUGCGGAUGACAUGGGUCUCGGAAAGACCGUGCAGGCUUUGGUAAGGGUUGUUGAAGGUCGUGCAACCACUAGCGACCGUAAGGAGGGAUGGUCCGGUGCCACUCUAAUUGUGUGUCCCGCUGCCCUGAUACGACAGUGGGCUCGAGAAUCCGCAAAGUUUGCGCCCGGUCUCCGAGUCCUGAACCAUCAUGAUAGCAAGAGAACAUCCGAGCCGAGAAUAUUAACGAACGCUGACAUUGUGAUUACGACAUAUGGUAUAGUCAAAAGCGAGUACAAUGCGUACGAAGCGGGGGAAUUGAGGAGUGCCUUGUUCAACGUUCCCUGGCUCAGAAUUAUUCUCGACGAGGCGCACGAGAUCAGAAAUCGCAAAACUGCGGGCGCCGAAGCGUGUUGGGAGCUCAUGGGGAAGUACAAGUGGUGCUUGACCGGUACUCCCAUACAGAAUAAGGUGGAAGAUCUUUAUCCGCUCUUAAAUUUUAUCGACGUCCGUCCGUUGAAUGAUUGGGAUAUCUUCAAUGAGAGGAUUGCAAACCCCGUCAAGAGGGGGAUUGACAUUACCGCCAUGAAGAGGCUACAUGUCGUCCUCAACGGGGUCCUCAUGCGCAGAAGGAAGGACACUAUGCUCAACGGAACUGUCAUAGUCAAACUCCCGCCCCGCAACGUGCAUCUCGUCCUCUGCCGCUUCACUAAAGAGGAACGGGAGUUCUACCGAGUUGUGGAAGAAUGGAUCGUCAAUCAAGUCUGGGAGCUCGUGGAGAUCGGCGAGGUGCAGUCACGGUAUAUUAACGUGUUGACCUGGCUCUUGCGAUUGAGACAAGCAUGCGACCAUCCUCGGCUCUUCCAUAGGCCAGACGAGGAUGAGACGGAGACCAAUGUUAAGGAUGCGAAAAACGAAGUUGAUUCGGCCGAGUUCACAGUAUUGCCACACCGCUGGCAAAGACCUAUUCUGCCCUCCGGCGCCCGAGCAAGCUCCAAGGCUCGGGGCGCGCGGAUGCCUACAGCACUACACUUUCCGCCCGGCUCGGACUCCGCCAAGGUUCGAGAGAUACUCAAGAUACUAUGGGGAAUCCACAAGCAGUCGGGCGGCGAAGACAAGACAAUAGUCUAUUCGCAGUGGACUGGCAUGCUAGACCUGAUCGGCGAAUUCCUGGCCAAGGAUGGUAUGAAGUUUGUCCGCUACGACGGAGGCCUGAAGAUAUCACAGCGAGAUAAAGUACUGGACACUCUUGAGCGGGACACGAGCGUAACCGUAGCGCUAGUGUCGCUCAAGGCCGGCGGAGUCGGCUUGAAUCUGACGAUGUGCAACAACGUGAUUCUCACUGACCCUUGGUGGAACCCCGCCUCUGAAGACCAAGCAUUCGACCGUGUUCACAGGCUGGGUCAAGAAAGACCUGUUACGGUCUACAAGUUGACGACGGAAAACACUAUAGAAGGUCGAAUCCUUGAGCUACAGGCCAAGAAGCGCGCCGUCGCUGUAGCCGCUCUUAGCGGCGAGAGGAUCAAGAGUCAGAAGAUGACACUGGAAGAAUUACUGGCGCUCUUCGGAAUACGGCCACAGUAG